Rattus norvegicus (Norway rat) is the source of this 1448-nucleotide messenger RNA. Lineage: Eukaryota; Metazoa; Chordata; Mammalia; Rodentia; Muridae. The record is from RefSeq and is a predicted model, not a curated record.
AUAAGGAUGUGCCUUGACCCUGCUGUGACCUACGCUCCCAGUCAUAAACUGGCUGUGUUGUCUGGGAACAAGAUGAUCAACAAGGAAAGGAAAGAAGCUGCUCCAUGAGGAAACAUACACGGGAGGGAGGGACAUAAAAACCCCAGGGCUGGGUACCUCACACACACAACACACACACACACACUUGAGCUCACACUCACACAGGCACCCGUCCUGGUCCAACCCCCACCAUGGCUGACACCUGCUGCACAAGGACCUGCGUGAUCGCUGCAUCCACUACAUCUGUCUGCUCCAGUAAUUUGAGCUGUGGUAGCCGGAUUUGCUCGCCCAGCAUCUGUACAGGUGCCUCCUGGCAGGCAGACAAUUGCCAGGAGAGCUACUGUGAGCCCCCAUGCUGUGCCCCCAGCUGCUGUGCCCCAACCCCUUGCCUCCUCUGCACCCCAGUGAACUGUGUGUCCAGCCCCUGCUGCCAGUCUUCCUGCUGCACACCCUCAUGCUGCCAGCAGUCUAGCUGCCAGCCAGCUUGCUGCACCUGCUCCCCCUGCCAGCAGCCCUGCGGUGUGACCCUUUGCUGCAAGCCUGUCUGCUGUGUGCCAGUCUGCUGUGGUGCUUCCUCCUCAUGCUGCCAGCAGUCUAGCUGUGAGCCCUCUUGCUGCACCUCCUCCCCCUGCCAGCAGCCCUGUGGUGUGACCCUUUGCUGCAAGCCUGUGUGCUGCACACCCAUCUGCUCUGGCUCCUGCUGCCAGCAGUCUAGCUGCCAGUCCUCCUGCUGCCAGCCCUCCUGCUGUGUGCCUGUCUGCUGCAGGCCUGUCUGUGUGUCCAGCCCCUGCUGCCAGUCUUCCUGCUGCACACCCUCAUGCUGCCAGCAGUCUAGCUGCCAGCCAGCUUGCUGCACCUGCUCCCCCUGCCAGCAGCCCUGUGGUGUGACCCUUUGCUGCAAGCCUGUCUGCUGUGUGCCAGUCUGCUGUGGCGCUUCCUCCUCAUGCUGCCAGCAGUCUAGCUGUGAGCCCUCUUGCUGCACCUCCUCCUCCUGCCAGCAGCCCUGUGGUGUGACCCUUUGCUGCAAGCCUGUGUGCUGCACACCCAUCUGCUCUGAAUCCUGCUGCCAGCAGUCUAGCUGCCAGUCCUCCUGCUGCCAGCCCUCCUGCUGUGUGCCUGUCUGCUGCAGGCCUGUGUGCUAUACACCCAUCUGCUCUUCCUCCUCCUCCUCCUGCUGCCAGCCCUCCUGCUGUGCUCCUGUGUGCUGCAAGCCUGUGUGCUGCAAGCCCUGCUCCAGCCUGUCCCUGCUGUGCAGCCCUGUGUGCAGACCUGCCUGCUGUGUGCCCACCUCCUCCUGCUGUGCCUCCUCCUGCCAGCCCAACUGCUGUCGCCCAGCCUCCUGUGUGUCCCUGCUGUGCCGCCCUGCCUGCUCCAGACAGGCCUGCUCUGGACACAAGUCCACCUGCUGA